CAGUUCAGCCUUCACAGCUUCAACUUGUUAUAGAUAAAGUUUAUCGCAUAUGUUUAAUUGUGAAUAAUUGCGCUGCAAUUAUAAAUAAAGAGGAAAAAAAGAAAAGGCACAUUUUGGUGAACGUUUGAAAGAAUAAAAAUCGUCAAAAUGACGGAAGAAAAAGCGGAAAUUGACUGGGGAAAUGAUAAACUACAACGAGCCCAAAAAACAAUUGAUGAAUCGUCCUACGACCUUGAAGCAUGGAGUAUAUUAAUUAGAGAAGCACAAAAUCGACCAAUCACUGAAGUUCGACCCCUUUUUGAAAAACUUGUUACAGUAUAUCCUUCUGCAGGACGUUAUUGGAAAAUUUAUAUUGAACAAGAGAUGAAAAUGAGGAACUUUGAAAAGGUUGAAAAGCUUUUCCAAAGGUGCCUUAUGAAAAUUUUAAAUAUCGAAUUAUGGAAAUUGUAUCUUUCAUACGUUAAAGAGACAAAAGCGAGCCUUACAACAUAUAAAGAGAAAAUGGCACAAGCGUACGAUUUUGCAUUGGAAAAAAUAGGAAUGGACAUUCAUUCUUUUAGCAUUUGGAAUGAUUACGUUAUGUUUUUGAAAAGUGUCGAAGCUGUGGGUUCAUAUGCUGAGAAUCAAAAAAUCAGCGCAGUGAGAAAGGUAUACCAACGAGGAGUGGUGAAUCCAAUGAUAAAUAUGGAACAAUUGUGGAAGGAUUACAUGGCAUUUGAACAAAAUAUAAAUCCUAUUAUUGCCGAAAAAAUGGCAAUUGAAAGAUCAAGGGAUUAUAUGAAUGCGAGACGUGUCGCUAAAGAAUUGGAAGCUGUAACUAGAGGUUUAAACAGAAGUGCUCCAAGUAUUCCUCCAACUGGACAUCCAGAUGAAGUAAAACAGGUUGAAUUAUGGAAGAAAUAUAUUGCUUGGGAAAGAAGUAAUCCAUUGAGAACGGAAGAUACAUCAUUGGUAGCGCGACGAGUAAUGUUUGCCAUUGAACAAUGUUUAUUGUGUCUUGGACAUCAUCCAGCAGUUUGGCAUCAAGCCGCACAUUUUCUUGAAUUAAGUUCAAAAAUUCUCACUGAAAAAGGUGAUGUUAAUGCAUCGAAACAACUUAGCGAUGAGGCAGCGACAAUGUUUGAAAGAGCAACAAGUACAUUGCUUUCAAAAAAUAUGUUACUUUAUUUUGCGCACGCCGAUUUUGAAGAGGGUCGAGUAAAAUACGAUAAAGUACAUCAAAUUUAUCAAAAAUUUCUCGAUAUCGCCGAUAUUGAUCCCACAUUGGCUUAUGUUCAAUAUAUGAAAUUUGCUAGACGCGCCGAAGGAAUAAAAUCGGCGAGAAUAGUUUUUAAAAGAGCACGUGAAGAUCAGAGAUGCAAGCAUCAUGUUUAUGUUGCUGCCGCUCUAAUGGAAUAUUAUUGUACCAAAGACAAAAAUAUAGCAUUCCGCAUUUUUGAAUUAGGCUUAAAGAAAUUUGGCGACAAUCCAGAAUAUAUUCUUUGCUAUAUAGAUUACUUGUCUCAUUUAAAUGAGGACAAUAAUACAAGAGUAUUAUUUGAGAGAGUAUUAUCAUCGGGUAGUUUAGAACCAGAAAAAUCAGUAGAUAUUUGGAACCGUUUUCUCGAAUUCGAAUCGAAUAUUGGAGAUUUAGCUAGUAUUGUUAAAGUUGAAAAACGACGAAGUGCUGUUUUAGAAAAGAUUAAAGAGUUUGAAGGUAAAGAAACAGCUCAAUUGGUAGAUCGUUACAAGUUUUUGGAUUUAUAUCCCUGUACAGCAAUGGAAUUACGAUCGAUUGGUUACGUCGAGGUAUCAAGUAUAAGUAGAAAUUCUACUGGACCAGUUUCACGAAUUCCUGAUCAAGAAGAAGCUUUGGCUUCAUUGCCAAGACCUGACAUAUCGCAAAUGAUUCCAUUUAAGCCAAAACUCAAUGCAUUGCCAGGUGAACAUCCGGUACCAGGUGGUGUAUUUCCUUUGCCUCCAGCGGCAGCUCAAUUGUGCACUAUUUUACCACCACCAGGAUGUUUCAGAGGACCAUUUGUUACAAUUGAUUUACUAAUGGACGUGUUUAGUAGAAUUCAGUUACCAGAGCACGCUCCUCUACCAAUAUCAGACAAUGGUUGUGACACAAAAUUAUUCGACCUGGCAAAAAGUGUUCACUGGAUAGUUGAUGAAGCAAAUGACGGAACAGCAAUUGGAACGAAACGAAGAAGAACAAGAUUAGGUGGUGAUGAUAGUGAAGAAGAAGAUUUACCACCACCACCAGUCAACGAUAUUUAUCGACAAAGACAACAAAAACGAGUGAAAUAAAAAAUUACGUUUUUAUUUCUUUUUCUUUUUAUCAACAAAACUCAGGGUAAUUUGGAAUUAUUUGAACCAAAUUCAACAUUUCGAUCCUUCUUCCCUGCCGUUUUUUCAAACAUCAAUAUAAAAUGGUUAUUAUAAAUAUUUUAUAUAUUUUUUCUGCAAUUUGUAUACUGUGAAGCGAUGAUUAUGUAUAUUUGAGAUUGGUUUACCAAACUCGUGAGAAUAUUAGUCAUAUAGUGAACAUGUUACUUUUUUUCUGAGUACUAUGUACUCAAAAGUGCGUGAAAGCAUUCCACAGUUGAGAAUGUGUUUUUUUUUUUGUAUCGUCCAAUAAUAAUACACCUUAAAAAAAUAUCUUUAAGUGCAUUGUACUCUAAAGUUAUAAAGGAACGAUCAACUUUAGCCAAUAACUUAGAUGAUAAUUUUUAUGAAUAAAUAAAAUGUAUAACUAUAAA
Leptopilina boulardi is the source of this 2741-nucleotide messenger RNA. RefSeq names its product protein suppressor of forked (gene su(f)). NCBI's taxonomy places the organism in Eukaryota, Metazoa, Arthropoda, Insecta, Hymenoptera, Figitidae. Bases 148 to 2289 code for a protein of 713 amino acids. Gene Ontology annotation, cellular component: nucleus. The transcript has 13 exons. Gene Ontology annotation, molecular function: mRNA binding; protein binding. Gene Ontology annotation, biological process: mRNA 3'-end processing. The record is from RefSeq and is a predicted model, not a curated record.